Messenger RNA from Centruroides sculpturatus (bark scorpion), 2052 nucleotides. RefSeq names its product tetratricopeptide repeat protein 38-like. Gene Ontology annotation, molecular function: protein binding. The annotation marks the transcript as partial. The transcript is spliced from 20 exons. The record is from RefSeq and is a predicted model, not a curated record. Lineage: Eukaryota; Metazoa; Arthropoda; Arachnida; Scorpiones; Buthidae.
AUGAAUACAAAUCCAUUAUAUACUGGCUGGUAUGAGGACAGUCUUUUCGGUGGAUUACAGAAGACAAUUGAAAGUAUAAAAGCCACAGACCCAAAUUUUGUUAUGGGUCAUGUAUUGUCUGUCGGCUUGGAUUUGAUUGGAACUGGUCGUUCAAAAAGAUUAGACAAAUUAUUCCAGAAAGAAAUAGAUGAUUUAUGCUCCCUCUCUCAAUCACAAAAGUUUCUUACAAGUAGAGAAAAGAAACAUGUGGAAGCUGUUAAAUUAUGGUCUGAAGGACUAUUAGAUGAAGCUACUGUUGUUUGGGAAGAUAUAUUAUUACAUCACCCAGAAGAUAUUUUAGCUUUAAAAUUAGCUUAUGUUACAUAUUUUUAUCAAGGAAAAUCUACACAUAUGAGAGAUUCAGUUGCUAGAGUUAUGCCUUAUUGGAAGAUUCAUAAUCCUCUUUACAGUUAUUUAUAUGGACUGUAUGCAUUUGGUUUAGAAGAAACCAAUCUAUAUCGAAAAGCAGAAACAAUGGCAAUAACAGGUUUAGAAAUGAAUUCCAAAGAUGCAUGGGCAACUCAUGCUUUGGCCCACGUUUAUGAAAUGGAAGGAAGAGUUGCAGAUGGUAUCAAUUUAUUUAGUUCUACUGAAUCAGAUUGGGUGUCUUGUGGAAUGUUGGCCACUCACAAUUUUUGGCAUUGGUGUCUUUGUUAUAUUGAAAAGCGAUCCAAAUCGGCUCCUGUUGGUCAUCCAACUACAGUUAAAAUCACCAAAGCUGAAAACAUAGAAGUGGAUAAAUCGGAAGUGUUAAAUAAAAUUCUUCAGCCUAGGAAAAUAGAAGAUAAUGGACAUAUAUUGAUUCAACAUGUCUCAAGUAGCCCAGCAACUACUGGAGAUGUUCUCAAUUUGCAAGAACAGCUAGAUCAAAAGUUGGUUCAACAACAAGCACGAGAAACUGAUGAACUCAUUCGUCAAAUAACAAUCAAUUGUGCUGAGCGUGGAUUACUGUUGUUAAGAGUUCGGGAUGAAUUUCGCAUGACUUUAGCUGCUUGUGAAACACUUUACGAAAGUAGCAUAGCCUUUGGAGUACGCAAAGUAUUGCAGAAAGAAAUUGAAGAUUUAAAUCGUCAUAUAGCAGGACUCAAAGUAAAAUGUAGUGAUAUUGAAAAGAAUGUUAGAGAACAAGAAGAAGAAAAUGAAAAAAAAUUUUCAUCUGAAAUUCAGUCUUUAAAGAUAAAUAAUCAACAGCUAAAGUACAAGGAAAAGUCAGUUUAUCAUAAUUCUGAAUGUUCAUCUAAAUUUACAUCAGUGAGAUCAAUAUCUUCUUCUACUGUNGAAACUAAUCUAUAUCGAAAAGCAGAAACAAUGGCAAUAACAGGUUUAGAAAUGAAUUCCAAAGAUGCAUGGGCAACUCAUACUUUGGCUCACGUUUAUGAAAUGGAAGGAAGAGUUACAGAUGGUAUCAGUUUAUUUAGUUCUACUGAAUCAGAUUGGGUGUCUUGUGGAAUGUUGGCCACUCACAAUUUUUGGCAUUGGUGUCUUUGUUAUAUUGAAAAGGGUGAAUAUGAGUUAGCUUUUGAUAUAUUUGAUCGAGAAAUAAGCAAAAGAAUGAAAGCGGGAACUAUGUUAAAUAUUGUUGAUGCCACAUCACUUUUAUAUCGGUUGGAACUUGAAGGAUGUAACGUAAAAGAUCGUUGGAACGAAGUUCAUAAUAUAUGUGCUCCUCAUAUUGAAGAUCAUCUUUUAGCCUUCAACGAUAUUCAUCUUUUAAUGUCUUGUCUGGGAGGAAAGCAGGAAGAAAGCCUACAAAAAUUUUUAGACACUAUUGAAUUAGGAAGGAGUAAUAAAGUUUACAAUAAUACUUGGAAUAUACAAGAGAAAUUAUGCAAGGCUUUUGCUGCAUAUAAUGAUGGAGAUUAUGAAACAACCGUUAAUCUAUUACAUCCAAUAAGAUAUGAAAUCUUCAAAAUUGGUGGAAGUCACGCACAGCGAGAUGUACUUAACUUGUUAUUGAUUUCUGCUGCUAUUAAAUCACCUUUAACUGUUCAUCAUAAGAUUGCAAGAAAUUUA